Messenger RNA from Syngnathoides biaculeatus (alligator pipefish), 1855 nucleotides. Its product is annotated as putative protein MSS51 homolog, mitochondrial. The record is from RefSeq and is a predicted model, not a curated record. NCBI's taxonomy places the organism in Eukaryota, Metazoa, Chordata, Actinopteri, Syngnathiformes, Syngnathidae. The coding region runs from base 156 to 1307 and encodes 383 amino acids. The transcript is spliced from 6 exons.
UGUAUAUUUAUAGCGAGUUGGGAGCAUGUUGUACACAUCAGUGUCCAAAAUAUUUAUAAGAGAUGGACGACAACAGGUGUUAUGGACUUUUUCUACCCUAAGACGAAGAAGGAGUGGAAGAAAGCCCGACGACGACCAUUUUUAAAAGCUCCAAAAUGACAGAAAGUGGAAGAGUGCCCCCGCACACGGCUAAAUCCUUGGCCUUCGGCUCCCAAAAGGAAAUGUUUGACAAGAUGGAGGAGUCUUUUAAAGUGUGCGCGCAUUGUGAGAAGACCUCAAGUCGCUCGUCGAACCCUCAAAGUCUGAAGCGCUGUUCCAGAUGUUUGAAUGUUUACUACUGCUGCAAGGAGUGCCAAAAGGACGACUGGCCCAAGCACAAAAAAUUCUGCGCCCAGCUGCGUCUCGCUGCCAUCGACAGAGUGGUUGAAUGGCUUGUGUUCAAAGGAGUUCUCCCCUUCCCAACGGACAAAUGGUCAAAGACCGAAUCCGAGAUCAAGAACUGGGACGAUUGGCUCGCCAUGCAGGGCGAUCUCACUGCUCGCCUGGAACCCAUUUUGACUGGAGAGACCAUGAAGGCCCUGUGGGGCGACGCGGGCAGGCCUCGGCCUGAAGAUAAAGACUUGAAGGAGUCUCUGUGGAGGGUCUGCAGCGAGUUCUUCUCCAGGCCUCUCACCAUCGCCUGGGGCGUCAGGCUUUUCAAGCUGGACCCUUAUUUCAAACCUCUCACCAUCCACCUGGUGGGAGCUGGCCAGAGCGAGACCCUAGCGGCAAAGUUGACGGACUAUGACGAGCUGAACAAGAUGUUCCCAGGACACCAGGGGAUAGAAAUAGUCAUGGUGGGACCGGAGUUGGUUCACGGGCCCAUCAUGAGGCCUCCUCUUAGAGCCUUUGGGCCAAGGCAGAGGGUCUACAUCAGCGCCUACAAGGGUCUUUACCAUCAGUUCUGGGAGGAAGUGGUCGAGAAAGAGGAAGCGGCCAAACCGGACCUGGUGGUCGGGUUUAAUCCUGGGUUUGAUGCCAGUCAGAAUUUGGAGCAGGGUUGGCUUCCAACACUUCUACUUCUGAGGGAUUAUGAGAUUUCUUCUCUUUUCACUGCUCUGAGCGAGGCAGAGAUGACUUACUCCCUGCAGAUCCUGCUGGAGUUGGAGAUGGACAUGAAGGGAAGCGGCGCCAACCCCUUUGCAUCGCUCAAACCAGAAACGGUGGGCUCGUGCCCCAACAAGCCGCCCGUCUUCUGGAACUCGCACUACUUUUGUUUUCGAGGUCUGCUGGAGACUGCGGACUUCGAGAAUCCCGAUGAGGCUUAAAGGACCCAGAUCAGGGGUGUCAAACCCAUUUUUCUCGUUGUUCCGGUUUACCUCAGAGGGCCAUUAUGACUGUAGAAAAAAAAUAUUUAAUCAUCCCAUCAUAUUUACAUAAUCAAUUUAUGAACGAGUUUUGGAGUCAGAAAUCAAGGGGAAUGCUUGUAAUAUCUCAACUUUAUCAAUAAGGAUUAAUGACAAUUUGAAAUUUUGGUACAGAUUUUUACAAGAAUCAUGGAAAUUGACACUCUAGAUGUGGCUUUGCGGGCCACAUAAAAUCAUGUGGCGGGACAGAUCUGGCCCCCGGCCCUCGAGUUUGACACCUAUGGCCCAGAUGUCGAUGCACUUUCCUCCUACAUGUGAAAUACUUCAUUGUUGCUUGUGAAAUCUACUAAAGCAAACACAAUGAUUAUGAACUUUCUAAAAAAAGUGGAAAUUCUUGUUGGAAUUGUAAAUUGAAAAAAAUGAAUGGUGUUUUAAAAAAAUAACUUUCAAUAUCCACAGAUGAAUAGUCUUUAACAUUUAGCCUUAUUGAAACCUACGAACUGUGAAGC